Lactuca sativa (garden lettuce) is the source of this 516-nucleotide messenger RNA. RefSeq names its product putative mitochondrial protein AtMg01250. The record is from RefSeq and is a predicted model, not a curated record. Lineage: Eukaryota; Viridiplantae; Streptophyta; Magnoliopsida; Asterales; Asteraceae.
AUGGAGCAAAUGUCUUUUGGAAACAAAUGGAGGAAAUGGAUUUUUGGAUGUUUGUCUUCGGCACGAGCUUCGGUUUUAGUGAAUGGGACCCCCUCCGAUGAAUUCCCAAUCACUAGGGGAGUUAGACAAGGAGACCCCCUAUCACCUUUUUUGUUUAUAAUUGCAAUGGAAUGGCUUCACGUUGCAAUUCAAGGUGCGUCCGGCAGGUCUUUAAUUCAUGGAGUAAAGCUUCCAAACAAUGGUCCUACUAUAUCGCACCUGCUAUAUGCAGACGACACCAUAUUUUCAGGCAUGUGGGACUUGGAGAGUAUUCAAAAUCUCUCUCGGAUUCUUAAAUGCUUUGAAAUAUCAUCAGGACUCAAGAUCAAUUUUCACAAGUCACGAUUGUUUGGAAUUAAUGUCUUUGAUUAUGAGCUUCAAAGUAUGGCGCAAGUCCUGGGAUGCCUUAAAAGCUCUUUUCCUUUUAUAUAUCUCGGAGUUCCUAUGGGGGCUAAUAUGGCGUUAAAGAAUAAGUAG